Molecule: messenger RNA, 6177 nt
Organism: Malania oleifera
Lineage: Eukaryota; Viridiplantae; Streptophyta; Magnoliopsida; Santalales; Ximeniaceae
Product: DNA-directed RNA polymerase V subunit 1
Exons: 21
Coding region: 548-5908 (1786 amino acids)
Biological process (GO): DNA-templated transcription
Cellular component (GO): RNA polymerase II, core complex
Molecular function (GO): DNA binding
Source: RefSeq, a predicted model, not a curated record
GAGGAAGCUAAAAAAGGCUUAGAAUUGACCGCACCGCCACUCUUAGUGCAUGCAGUCUGUACUCUGCAGGGAAGGGAGGAUCAAAGCCCCUCUCUCUAGAAUCAAGCAGAGUCUCCUCUCCAUUUCUCUCUCUAGCCUCCACCCUCUCGGACAACGACUCUCUCUAGUUUUGUGAGCAAUUUGUCUUCUGCACGGCGAAUUUUUAGGGUUUUGGCCUUGGUCGCAUUCCCCUGGCCGGAGGGUGUUGAGCAGAGGAAAGGCCCCCCGGUGGUAUUUAACGGCGUGCCAUUGCAGAGAAUCAACCUCGCAGCCUCGGAGCAGCGCGCGCAUUUUAAGUUUAGGUGUCGGAAUUUGGGCUAACUGGAGAAAGUUGAAACCAGUGGAGCGCUGGCUUGAGUUUUUUCUUUUUUAUGUUUCUGUUUGGAUAGCGGAAGUGGCGAGGAGAAGGAAGAGGUCUCUUAAUGACAGGGAGGUGGAGGAACUCUAUUUUUUUGUGGAGGGUUGCUGUCUUUCCAAUAGGAAGGAUGCCUGGUUUUCUAUAGAGUAAAUGGACGAUAAUUCCUCAACAUCUGUUCUAGAUGGGGAAAUCAAUGGAAUAAGAUUUGGUUUGGCAACCCGUCCAGAAAUUCGUAUUGCAUCCAACAGCGACUUCCCGAUUAGCCAUGCUAGUCAGCUUACUAAUCCAUUCCUUGGUCUGCCACUGGAAUCUGGUAAAUGUGAAUCUUGUGGUACUGCUGAACCAGGGAAAUGUGAUGGCCAUUUUGGAUAUAUCGAAUUGCCAAUACCAAUAUAUCACCCGUGUCAUGUUAGUGAGCUGAGGCGGAUGUUAAGCAUAUUAUGCUUGAAGUGCUUGAAGAUAAAGAAGAAUAGGUUCUUGAUCAAGAGCAGUGGAGUCAGUGGUAGGGUGUUGAAUGCUUCAGCUUCUUGCUGUGAGGAUCUUUCACAAGUUUCAAUUAAGGAGGUUAAAACUACAGAUGGGGCAUGCUACUUGGAGUUGAAACUGCCUUCUAGGUCAAGAAUAAGAGAGGGUUUCUGGAAUUUUUUGGAGAGAUAUGGUUUUCGUUAUGGCGACACAUUUUGUCGUCCUUUGCUCCCUUCUGAGGUGAUGGAAAUUCUGAAGAAGAUACCUGUGGAUACCAGAAAAAAACUUGUUGCGAAAGGAUACUUCCCUCAAGAUGGAUAUAUACUGCAAUAUUUACCUGUCCCCCCCAAUUGCUUAUCAAUUCCUGAUGUUUCUGAUGGAAUUAGUGUCAUGUCUUCAGAUCUUUCUCUAACUUUGCUUAAGAAGGUUCUGAAGCAAGUCGAGAUUAUCAAGUGUUCAAGGUCUGGGACACCAAAUUUUGAGUCUCAUGAAAUCGAGGCUAAUGAUCUGCAGUCAUUAGUUUCACAAUAUCUUAAAGUUAGGGGUACUGCUAAGACAUCUCGUGAUGUGGAUGCACGAUUUGGGAUUAGCAAGGAGCCUAAUAAUUCUUCUACAAAAGCAUGGCUGGAAAAAAUGAGAACCUUGUUCAUCAGAAAGGGAUCGGGAUUCUCUUCUCGCAGUGUGAUUACUGGUGAUGCAUAUAAAGGGGUCAAUGAAAUUGGUAUUCCAUUUGAAAUUGCUCAAAGAAUUACAUUUGAGGAGAAGGUUAGUGUGCAAAACAUGAAUUAUCUUCAAAAGCUGGUGGAUGAUAAAUUAUGUCUAACCUAUAAAGAUGGUUUAUCCACAUACUCUCUGAAAGAAGGUUCAAAGGGGCAUACUUUUCUAAGACCUGGUCAAGUUGUUCAUCGGCGGAUUAUGGAUGGCGACAUUGUUUUCAUUAAUAGGCCACCAACAACUCACAAACACUCCCUGCAGGCUUUUUCUGUGUAUGUUCAUGAUGAUCAUACAGUCAAGAUAAAUCCUCUUAUAUGUGGGCCUCUAGGUGCUGAUUUUGAUGGGGAUUGUGUUCAUUUAUUUUAUCCCCAGUCUCUUGCUGCUAAAGCAGAGGUUGUGGAGCUAUUUUCAGUGGAUAAACAGUUGCUUAGUUCUCAUAGUGGCAGUCUCAACUUGCAGAUCACGACUGAUUCAUUGCUUUCUCUCAAGAGUAUGUUUAAAACAUAUUUCUUGAACAAAGCAGUUGCCCAGCAGUUGGGCAUGUUUGUUUCCACAGAAUUACCUCCGCCUGCUUUGCUGAAGGCCCACAAUUCUGGCCCCUUAUGGACUGCCCUGCAGAUGUUACAGACUGUAUUACCUGGCCUUUUUGACUGCUCUGGGGAGAAACACUUGAUUUGCAAGAGUAAAUUGCUGAAACUUGAUCUAAAUAGGGAUGAACUCCAAUCUUUGAUCAAUGAAAUUGUUAGUGCUGCUUUAUUUGACAAAGGUCCCAAAGAGGUUCUGAAUAUCUUCAAUUCAUUACAACCACUGCUCAUGGAACAUCUGUUCUCUGAAGGCUUUACGGUUGGUUUAUAUGAUUUUUGUGCUCCAAGGAUUGUUAAGAGAAAUAUUCUACAGGAUAUUCAGGAUAUAUCACCAUUGCUGUAUCACUUAAGAUCUACAUAUAAUGAGUUGUUAGAGUUGCAGUUAGAGAAUCACAUACGACAGAUGAAAGUUCCAAUUGCCAAUUUCAUUCUUACGUCAUCUGCACUUGGUAUAUUAAUUGAUUCCAAGAGUGAUUCGUCAAUAAAUAAAGUAGUUCAGCAAAUAGGUUUCCUGGGCUUGCAACUUUCAGAUAAGGGGAAAUUUUAUUCUAGGACCUUGGUGGAGGACAUGGCUUCUCUUUUUAAGUCUAAAUGCCCUUUUGAUAGAGUUGAGUACCCCUCUGGAGAAUAUGGAUUGGUUAAAAGUUGUUUUUUUCAUGGGUUAGACCCCUACGAGGAAAUGGUUCAUUCAAUUUCUAGCAGGGAAGUGCUUGUCCGCUCAUCAAGAGGACUGUCUGAACCUGGGACGUUAUUCAAAAAUUUAAUGGCCAUACUCAGAGAUGUUGUUAUUUGUUAUGAUGGAACUGUGAGAAACGUUUGCAGCAAUUCCAUCAUACAGUUUGAGUAUGGGGUAAAUGUUGGAGUACAGUCCCCAAGUUUGUUUCCAGCUGGUGAACCUGUUGGUGUUUUAGCUGCAACAGCCAUGUCUAAUCCGGCAUAUAAGGCCGUUCUUGAUUCUUCUCCUAGUAGUAAUUCCUCAUGGGAACUGAUGAAGGAGAUUCUGCUUUCCAAAGUUAGUUUCAAGAAUGACCUUAUUGAUCGUCGUGUCAUUUUGUACUUAAAUGGCUGCGACUGUGGGAGACUGUAUUGCCGAGAAAAGGCAGCAUAUUUGGUGAAGAACCAGUUGAAGAAAGUUAGUCUUAAGGACACAGCACUUGAUUUCAUGAUUGAAUAUAAAAAACAUCAAUCUGGAUCUCAAUGUUCUCAAAUCAAUGCGGGUCUUGUUGGUCACAUUCAUCUCAAUGAGAUUUUGUUAAAGGAAAUGAAUUUAAGCAUGCCUGAGGUUCUCCAAAAGUGCCAAGAAACCAUCAUUUCAUACAGAAGGAAGAAAAAGGCUGCUCUUCUUUUCAAGAGGGUAGUUUUGUUUGUCAGUGAAUGUUGCUCUAUGCCAUGCCUGGCAUUCUUCUUGCAAGAUAUGAAUGACUCUCAUUUAGAGAGAACUUCACAGAUCCUUUCUGACACAAUUUGUCCAGUUUUGUUGGAGACAAUAGUCAAAGGUGAUCCUCGAGUUUGCUCAGUGAACAUAAUUUGGAUUAGUCCAGAUUCAACUACUUGGAUAAGAAACCCUUCCAAGACACACAAAGGUGAAUUAGCAUUGGAUGUUGUACUUGAGAAGGCAGCAGUGAAGCAAAGUGGUGAUGUUUGGAGGAUUGUCAUGGACUCCUGUAUUCCAAUAAUUCACUUGAUUGACACUAGGCGUUCCAUUCCAUAUGCCAUAAAGCAAGUGCAGGACUUACUUGGGAUUUCAUGUGCUUUUGAGCAAGCUGUUCAGCGCCUGUCAACCUCUGUGGCAAUGGUGGCAAAAGGUGUGCUGAAAGAGCAUCUCAUUUUAUUGGCAAAUAGUAUGACAUGCGCUGGAAAUUUGGUUGGUUUCAAUGUAGGGGGUUACAAAACCCUAUCUCGUUCAUUGAACAUCCAAGUACCAUUUACAGAAGCAACACUCUUUACACCAAGAAAAUGUUUUGAGAGGGCAGCUGAGAAGUGUCAUGUCGAUUCUUUAUCAAGCAUAGUUGCAUCUUGUUCAUGGGGUAAACAUGUGGCAGUUGGUACAGGUUCUCGAUUUGAUAUUUUGUGGGACAAAAAGGAGAUGGGUGUGAAUCAAGAAGAUGGGAUUGAUGUCUAUUCUUUUCUUCACUUGGUGCGGGGUGGUUCAAUUGAAGGAGACUCUAAUACAGCUUGUUUGGGUGCUGAAAUUGAUGAUCUUAUGCUGGAUGAUGAACAUUUGGAUUUUUGCCCAUCGCCAGAUAAUGGCUUUGAGAAGCCAGUGUUUGAAGAAAAUUCUGAAUUGCCGGUGGAUCAACCUGAAGGUUCGAGUUGGGAUUCUCCAAAUGUGCAAGGUUGGAACGAAAGUCAAGUGCAGUGGGGCCUAAAGGGAGAGACAGCCUCAAAGAGAGAACCAAAAGACAAUUCACAUGGUUGGGGUCAAGGUUCAACUGAGAGGGUGGAACAGUCACAGUGGGGCCAAGGUGUCUCAGACUCAAGGGAAAAUCAGCAGAAGAUUUCACAGAGUUGGGGUCAAGGUUCAAGCGAAGGGAGGGAACAACCGCCAUGGGGUCAACAGGGAGAGUCAGCCUCAAAGAAUGAUUGGAAGGAGAAUAGUUGGGGCCAAGGUUCAAUUGACAGGCAGGAACAGUCACUGUGGGGGCAGAAGGGAGAGACAGGAUCAAAGAAAGAACCAAAAGACAAUCCACGUAAUUGGGGUCAAGGUUCAGUUGAGAGAGAGGAACAGUCACCGUGGGGCCAGAAGGAAGAGUCAACUUCUAAAAAAUAUCGGAAGGAGAGUGGUUGGGCUGAAGGUUCAUCUGAGAGGGAGGAACAGCCCCAGUGGGGCCAGCAGCCAGAAUCAUCUGCAGAGAAAAACAACAAUGGAACUUCAUAUAAUUUUAAUAAAGGGUGGAAUGAAAGGAAUGUGCAUUCACAAUGGGGCCAGCAGAAAGAGUCAUCUACAGAGAAUGAUCCCAUUGAGAGUUCCCGUAAUUGCAGUCGAGGAUUGAAUGAGAAUGAAGAACAGUCCCAGUGGGGCCAGCAGAGAGAAGUAACUGCAGAGAAAGAUAAUUUUGAACGUACACGGGAUUGGGAUUCUUCAAAUGAGUUAAAUCAACCAGAAAGUUCACAAGGUUGGGGUUCUCCAUAUCCUGUAGGUGGGAAUGAAAGUGAGACACCAUCUCAGUGGGGAGGCUCAGCUUUCAAGAAAAACCGCCCCGAAAAUUCACGUGGUUGGGGUUCUGGUGCUGGGGACUGGAAAAACAAGAACCGUCCUGCUAAGUCGCCAAGGAUACCGAAUGAUGAUUCCAGUGCAAGUGGGAUUUAUACUGCAACCAGGCAGCGUUUAGAUAUGUUUACUUCAGAGGAACAAGACAUUCUUUCGGAUGUUGAGCCAGUUAUGCGGUCUCUUAGAAGAAUAAUGCAUCAAUCUAGGUACAAUGAUGGUGAUCCCCUGUCUGCCGAAGAUCAAUCAUUUGUGCUCGAGAAUGUCUUUAAUCACCAUCCAGAUAAAGAAGUAAAAAUGGGUGCUGGAAUUGAUUAUCUCAUGGUUAGCAAGCACAGCAGUUUCCAGGAGAGCAGGUGCUUCUACAUUGUCUCAACUGACGGCCGCAAGGAGGAUUUUUCCUACCGUAAGUGUCUAGAGAACUUCAUCAAGGGGAAGUAUCCCGACCUGGCCGAGCCAUUCAUUGGAAAAUACUUCAGAAGGCCUCGACCUGGGGGAAACCGAGAGUGGCCCUCAACUCAGGAGGAAAAUGGUGCAUAGGCAGUAACCUGAUUACUUUCCGGAUUUGGAAGGAUUCAUUUAUAUCUGCUGAAAGAUGCUGUUUUUAAUACCCAUCUGCAUCAACUGCCAUACAACCAGUGGUCAUUUUGGAGGCUGCAUUGCGCAUGUGAUGUAAAUAUAGUGGAUAGUCAUUUUAGUUGUUCCUUUUAUGUUUUUAGAUUUCAAGCCCGGAAUACUUUGUAUUUUCGAAAAUUUUUGCUGGGUUUGUUUAAAAUAUUUUUGUUCAAAAAAACCCAAAAUAUUGUUUU